Messenger RNA from Candidula unifasciata, 927 nucleotides. The record is from the annotation of a GenBank genome assembly. Lineage: Eukaryota; Metazoa; Mollusca; Gastropoda; Stylommatophora; Geomitridae.
UUUCGUUCAGUAGUGUCAAGCCGCAACUACUGCAGUUAUGUCAGCACAAGAAAGAAAGAGGUCAACUGUGUGCCAGAGAAAAGCUGCUCUUUGUCAUUUAGUAGACAGAUAGGAACUGUCCAUUUACAAAAACUUGUCAACAAGAUAUGUUACACAUCCUGGGCCAGUUCAUUUACAGUUAUAAGUUUUACAGACUUGUAUGCGUCUGCCAGACUGAUUACAUUUCCAGCAAUACUGAAGUUAUUCUGUCGUAGCCAGGAUGUUUGGACUGCAAGUUCAGUGGUUAAAAGAGUGGCAUUACCUAAUACCCCCUUGCUUGGUAACUGUUUAAUACCCUACCAGGCACUUCAUAGAGGAAAAUUUCAGAAGUAUUCACAAAAUAGAUCUGCUGAUUCAGCUAUCACUAGUUGUUGCUGCUAUAGUACCCAGGCAGUUAGUUCUGAACCAAAAAAUACAAAGGCAGUUGGUUCUGAAUCACAAAACGAAGAAAGUAAAGAAAAGAUGAAUCAAAUGACGAGGCACGUGUCAAACUUGGUGUACAAAUUGUUUAGUGGUCAGUACAACUAUAGGGCUCUACAUAAGAAUGUGGUUUUAGAAAACUGUCUCUUUGGAAAAAAGAAAAAAUCAGUAGGGGUGUUAUCAUACGCUAUUGUGCUGCUUAAACUCCGACUGCGUAUUCAUAGUCAGUUUACUGGAACCUCAGUGGAAAUUGAGAAUGUCAGAUUUUUGGAGGAUGGAGUCAUUCGAAUACGGUGGCGUUUGAAAGCUGUCUCGCAGACUAGUCUUCUGAAAGCACUGAAGCUUAUUGCUAUAAAUGCUGACUCCAUAGAAGCUUGUUCAUAUUUCCAUGUUGAUGAAUCUGGCAUUGUAAAGAAGCAUAGGAUAGAAAAGGUGAUGCCAUCUUCUAAAGAAAAAGCUGCUUUGUAG